Molecule: messenger RNA, 2823 nt
Organism: Poecilia latipinna (sailfin molly)
Lineage: Eukaryota; Metazoa; Chordata; Actinopteri; Cyprinodontiformes; Poeciliidae
Product: sterile alpha motif domain-containing protein 9-like
Exons: 2
Coding region: 340-2823 (827 amino acids)
Cellular component (GO): cytoplasm
Source: RefSeq, a predicted model, not a curated record
ACAGGAAAACAGAAUCUGACCUUCACUUCUGAAGAAACACAACUUAUGUUUUGUGCCAUCUGAUCUUUCAGGCGUGAGCUGAUGACGUAGAACAGCUGAUAUAUUUAUUGUGAAGGCACAAUGAAGAAUGCCAACAAUGUUACUCAGAGAAAUACUAUGAUAAACAGGACAAAAGUAUUCAAAAAAUGGGGCGGGACUGUCAUAGGUUGUAAUAAAUAGCCUCGUCUGAAGGUUCGGUCAGCUGCACACCUGCUGGAACUCUUAACAGGUAUUGAAACGGCUGUGAAUCGUUUAUUAACAAGUGCAAAGAAGACAUCUCUUCCAUUUGGAGAGGCCACAAUGGAAAGUAACUCAGGAGAAAGCGUGACCCCUGACCUCAGUGCAGAGACACCUGACGAACAUUCAGUUCUUCUUCACAAACCACGCAUUUCUGAAUAUGUGCGAAACCAGCCAUUGUCCACCAACACAAAGCUGUUUUCAGUGUUGGCCUUGUUGAACGCACAUGAUCCGGAGUCCAAGCUGGACUUUCAAGACUGUCAACAAAUCCUCGGACCGCCUGAUCCCAGCCAUGGAGAGCCUCCCUUUGAGGAAAGAAUGGAGCCUUUUUCCUGCUUCAUCACGGUGUCCAGUGAAGCCGUGCAUGUGAUAAACACAGAUGUGGCCAAGAGCUGUUUGGAGCUAUUAGCUGACCUGAACAUUAGCAAAAAUGUUAUAGUGAAGGAUUGCAUAGAAUUACUUUAUGGGGAUAAAGUCCAGCCGCAUACAGUCAGUUCCCUCAGAAAUGUACUGACAGGGAGCAAUGUGGUGGAAACCAGCAAAGAUGUGUCCUUACGUCUGACUAAAGAAAUAAUGGGGAAAGACAGCAUGGCGCUGCGAACGACGACUACAAAAAGUAGCUCAGAAAGAACUGUGACCUCAAAUAUUAAUCAGACGUCAUUCCUAGACUUCUUCUUCUGUCUUUUUAAAUCAGACAUAUUUGUAUAUGUUGAAGACUACCCAGAUUCCGACAACACAAAAUUGUUCUCUAUCUUGGCGCUGUUGAACGCGUAUGUUCCAAACUCUUACCUGCUCAUGGAAAAGUGCCAACAGAUCCUUGACGAUUCUUCACUUGAAGAAAAAAUGAAGCCAUUCCUCAGUCUUGAUGCAUCCAGUCAAUGUCUGUGCUUGAUUCACCCAGAUAUUGCAAAUAGAUCUUUGGAGCAACUGGCUGACCUGGAGAUUUCCAGAAGUGCCAUCACAUCCAAAUGUAUAGCUUCACUUUGCGGAGACCAAGCAGAACCUUUCAUAGUCGAAUUGAUAAAAAAGCUACUGACAGAGAGAGAAAAGAAAGAGAAUGGCAGAAGUAAGUUCUCAACAUUGAUAGAAGACAUAUUGACAAUAGAGGGUCCUUCUGAAGCUCUUGAUGUAUUAAUAGAGGCUUCCCAGACAUUUCAAGACAAAUUCAUCUAUCCUCAAACAAUUGCUCGCUUGUAUUACCAGAAAGACAUAGACUAUGAAGAAGCAGAACGCUGGGCAAAUGAAGCUAUAAGUAGAGAUUCGAAAAACUCCUAUACUGCUGACACUCUUGGACAGGUGUAUAAGAACUGGUUAAAGGAAAAAACCACAUCACACAAUGAAGUCAAUGAUAUGGCAGAGAAAGGCUUUAAAGCUUUCAGAAGUGUGGAGAAGAAAGCUAAGGAUGAAUGUGAUGAUGAAACAAAUUCGUUCAACAACCGAGGCCAUUUUGGUUUUAUUCAAGUAGCCAAGAUAGUUUCUGAGAAACAUAAAUGUUACGAUCCAUUCAGGGAGACACUAAAAUCUGAAGUAAAAGAGAAGUUUGGGUUUUUUGAAUGGUAUCUCAGCUACUCCAAUCUUGGCAAGCCUCACAAGACAACUGUAGAGCCAGAUUUCUUUUGGAGAGAGGUUGCCUCUUGCUAUAAAAAAUACACAGCGGAAAAUGCAGCUGAUUCCACCAGCUUCCCAGCUCUUCUCGAUUGUCUGAAUCACGGCCUUUUCGUGUCGAAGGAAAAACGAGCUUUCAAGUCUGGGGUGACUGAGAAAACACGGCCACAGCUGGAGCAAAUCCGAGAUUAUUUAAAGACUGCUUAUAAUAAAAAUGUAGGUGAUGUCAAAGUGGCAGAGAGGUACAUCCUUUCAAACAUCAUCCUGAGCAACAAGGAGCCUCACUCUCCUCAACACGCCUUGGUUAGAAAACUUCAGAAAAUACUUAGGAGACACAUGUUUACCGUGGUGAAUCAAAGACACCCAGAGUUUUACCUUUUGGUCCUGCUGUUGUUCUGGCCAGAGGAGCAGCUUCAAGACCAAACCUUGGAGGAAGCAAACGCAGGAAAAGAAUCUGAACAACCAUCUUCUGGUCUGAACUAUAACCUGGAAGAAUAUGUCACCCUAAUGGAAAAGGCUUAUCUUGAAGUCUAUCACAGGUACCUCCGAGGUCGUUACCUGCUGCCACAGUUUUUCCUAGGGAAGGGCUCUGGACUUAGCAGAUGGAUCCACAGGUCUAGACUGGAUGCGGCGGUGGAACUCGUGGUGGAUGCAGAGCUUGGUAACGCCCCGAACAGAAACAGAGUAAAAAGAAAGAAAAUCAAUGAGAUGUGGAUGAGUUGGAAGGCGUGGCAGCUGCCACAAAUCCAAGAGCUACUUCAGCCACUCUCAGACGUGACCUGUACAGUGCAGUCAGACGUAAAGGCGACUGUUAGUGUUGGAGGGGAGAAAAUUAAAGUCAGAACAGAGUGUAAAUCUGGCACUUCGGCAAAGAGCCCCGAGAUUUUUUAUCUUGGCUUCGAUAUCAUGGGUCCUGUCGUCUUCAAAGUGCCAAAGGAAUAA